GAAGACGUAUCGCAUUCAGCCAAUGACAAAACAGCUUGUUGAGACGUAGGAACCCCGGACGAUGGAAAAAGGACACAAGCGUCUAAUAAUCAGAAGAAAAAACCUGUGUUCUGUUAUUUGUAUACAAAGGCAAAAUAAGUGACCUGUUCAAAACACCGAUUUUUUUAUUAUUCUCUUCAAAGUGGAUUUUUUGUUAAAACUCUAAACAUGAAGAAGAAAGUCAAUGCACCUCAUCAGACGAAAGUGAAAGAUAUCAGCAGCAAAGAAACUGCAUCUGACGGUGUGGCCAUUAACGACUGUUCACAGGAAAAGAGGCAUCUGAUAAUAUCCCAAACUGAUGGCUGCUUCUUGAAGUUCUUGAACGAAGACCGGCAGAAGCUGCCAUCACUCUGUGACAUAACCGUCACCGUCUGUGGGAAGAUGUAUCGGGCCCACAAAGUGGUUUUGGCUUUCGGCAGUGGCUUUUUUCAUGCCAAACUCAGCGAAAACCCUGAACUGCAGCAUGUUGUCAUUGAUAACAUCGAGGUCUUUAUCUUUGGACGUUUGCUCGACUUCCUGUACACGUCUGAAUUCGAAGUUCCAGAAAGCCAGAUUCCUGCUCUGUCCGAGGCUGCCUGUUUUCUGGAGAUGAUGGAAGCUGUAAAUCUGUUAGCAAAGUGGGCGACCCCAGCUCACGAUGAUGAAGAACGUGAUGUUCAGCAGGUCCCAGCGGAGACUCCGGACGUCCAGACUUCGACAGGAGGAGCUCAGUGCUCUUUCUGCAGUCGUAGCUUCUGCUAUAAGAAGUCUCUGGAGAAUCACCUGGCUAGGUCGCACAGCGCUGGUUGCCAAGUUGAGGACGAGCAAAACAUAGCAAGCACAUCUGUGGUCACCACCCGCAGAUCUGCCCGCCAGAGGAGGACCCCUGCUAAAUUUGAUGCUGAGGCCAGAAAGUCUGGUCCAAAAACUCCAAAGCAUGAUGCCGCCGCUUAUGAGGAGGAGGAAAGUGAGGAAGAGCAACAGUUUGAGCAGGAAGAGCAAAGUAGUAAAGACGGGCGAGAAGAAACGGUCGAGGAGGCAGAGUGUGAAGACGGUGAGAAGCAAGACGAGGAACAUGAGGCUGAAGCCCAGAAGGAAACCCAGCACAGCCAAGCUACGAAUGUGUUUCCAGAAGGACUGGCUCCCGUUGUGAUCCAGAGCGCUAACAAGAAGACUCUCAAGUGUCCCAAAUGUGACAAAACCUUUGAUCGCAUAGGUAAAUAUGAGAGUCACACCAGAGUACACACAGGAGAAAAACCUUUCCAGUGUGACGUCUGUCUCCAGUGCUACUCCACCAAAUCAAACCUCACCGUGCACAAGAAGAAACACGACAGUGAUGCGCCCGUCCAGAGGAAAGAGCACAAGUGUCCCUUCUGCAACAAACUGCAUGCCAGCAAGAAGACUCUCAGCAGACACGUCAAGAGAUUUCACCCCGACCACCUCCAGGACUUUCUCACUCAGAAGAAGAAGAAGAGCGAAGGCUGGAAAUGUGACAUCUGUCACAAGUCCUUCAGUCGUCGCCCUCAUCUGGAGGAGCACAUGAUCUUACAUUCACAGGACAAGCCCUUCAAGUGUGCCUACUGUGAUGACUACUUUAAAUCACGAUUUGCUCGGUUGAAGCACCAAGAAAAAUUCCAUUUAGGACCCUUCCCUUGUGACAUCUGUGGUCGUCAGUUUAAUGACACGGGAAACCGCAAGCGGCACAUAGAGUGCACACACGGGGGCAAGAGGAAGUGGACCUGCUUUCUGUGCGGCAAAUCAGUUCGAGAGAGGACGACCCUCAGGGAGCAUCUGAGGAUCCAUAGCGGGGAGAAACCUCACCUGUGCAGCAUCUGCGGACAAAGUUUCCGUCACGGAAGCUCCUACAGGCUUCAUCUUCGCAUUCAUCAUGAGGACAAGCGCUAUGAAUGUGACGAAUGUGGCAAAACGUUCAUCCGCCAUGAUCAUCUAAAGAAACACAAAAAAAUUCACACAGGGGAGAGAGCACACCAGUGUGAGGAGUGUGGAAAGUGCUUCAGACGUGCUGAUCACCUGACUGUCCAUUAUAAAAGCAUUCACCUGGGAGAGAAGAUCUGGCGAAGGUAUAAAGCAGUGGUGCAUCAGUGUCAGGUGUGCAAGAAAGAGUUCAGGGGGAAGACCAACCUCAUGUCGCAUUUCAGAACACAUUCAGGUGAGAAACCCCACCGGUGUGUGAUCUGCAACCAGACCUUCCGCAUCAAGAAGACUUUGACCAAACACAUGGUCAUUCACUCAGACGUACGUCCUUUCAACUGCCCGCACUGCAGCGCUACCUUCAAGCGUAAGGACAAGCUGAAGUAUCACGUGGACCACGUGCACAGCGGCCGCCCGCUCGAGCAGCAACAGCCCAGCCAUCCUGCGGCCCCCGCUAGCAAACUCCCCGAGUCCAACGAAACGCCCAAACCGUACCACAACACACCUAAAACCGUGCUGCAGGGUGUGGCGGCUGACGUUUGCGUCCCUGUGAUGCUCGUCCCCGUCCAGAUGACAGAGGAAACCGAACUUGCUGUGCACAAGACGCCACACGGGGUCCUUCCAGCUGUGAGCCAGCAACAGCAGACGGGCUACCAGUCCGCCACUGACCUGGUGUUCUUAGAAAAGUACACCCUCACGCCUCAGCCGACCAACAUCGUGCACCCGGUGCGGCCCGAGCAGAUGCUGGACCCUCGAGAGCAGUCUUACCUGGGAACGCUACUGGGACUGGACUCGACUUCAUCUGUUCAAAACAUGUCUAAUGCUGCUGAACAUACUCAUUAAUUCAGAGCACAUCAGUGCUGUUCUGUACACGCAUGCAUCUGUGUUCUUCACACAAACUCAUUUUGCUAUUUAGUCUCUUUGUGCUGUUCUUAAAGGCAUAGUUGACUCUAAAAUGAUGCAUGUUGGUUCUACAGAAAUUUCCUUAAAUUGUUUUAUUCAAAGCAAAAAAGAAA
Carassius auratus (goldfish) is the source of this 2966-nucleotide messenger RNA. It is a transcript of the gene zbtb41, whose product is annotated as zinc finger and BTB domain containing 41. The transcript has 11 exons. NCBI's taxonomy places the organism in Eukaryota, Metazoa, Chordata, Actinopteri, Cypriniformes, Cyprinidae. Gene Ontology annotation, molecular function: DNA-binding transcription factor activity, RNA polymerase II-specific; RNA polymerase II cis-regulatory region sequence-specific DNA binding; protein binding. The coding region runs from base 208 to 2793 and encodes 861 amino acids. The record is from RefSeq and is a predicted model, not a curated record. Gene Ontology annotation, biological process: regulation of DNA-templated transcription.